Messenger RNA from Eupeodes corollae, 1397 nucleotides. Its product is annotated as adenylate kinase. Gene Ontology annotation, molecular function: nucleoside diphosphate kinase activity; AMP kinase activity; ATP binding. Bases 119 to 1213 code for a protein of 364 amino acids. Gene Ontology annotation, cellular component: cytoplasm. The record is from RefSeq and is a predicted model, not a curated record. Lineage: Eukaryota; Metazoa; Arthropoda; Insecta; Diptera; Syrphidae. The transcript is spliced from 6 exons. Gene Ontology annotation, biological process: nucleoside triphosphate biosynthetic process.
AGCUACCUACUCUCUCUCAAUUCGAAAUUAUUAUUUUUAAUCAACUUUUAGUAUAUUAUAAAAUUUCUUUUGUUCAAUUUUCCUUCAAAAUAUAAAUAAACAAAGCUUUAUGUAAAGAAUGGACGCAAAUAAUACAAUUUACUACGCGGCCAAAUUGAUGGUUUACUUUGAAAAACACCAUUUUAUCGAAGUCAUUAAGGCUCUUUUAGUACGACUGGCUAUAGACCGACCACAUUCCUUAAAAUAUUAUAUUAAGAAAAAUUUGUCUAAAAUUGCAAAAAGGGCUUUGGUUAAACAUGCAAUUGUUCAUCUGCCACCUGGUCAAAAUGUUGCAGAACUUGAGAAGUCAAUUUUGAAAAUUGCCAAAAUUCCUUUAUUAAUCUUCAUUAAUAAAACAGAUAAACUCAAAUUUGAAGAACAAUUGUGGAAGUUUGAAAAGGAUGAUACAUACCUUGGAAACCGUUACAAAAUACUUUUAAGUUGUUCUGAGAGUUGUGAUGAAGCAACACCUAAAAAUUUCAUAAACAUAACGGUGAAAGAUCACAACAAGGAAACCGAUACUUUAGCAGCUGAAAUAUUGUAUAAAAUCAAAUACUCUCCCAUCCCCGUAUCGUGUGGAUUUGGAUGCAAUUAUGUGUACAGAAUUGUUAUUUUAGGACGACGAGGUUCUGGGGAACAAACUCAAGCUAAAUUUCUUGCUGCAAGAUACAAUUUAGUGUAUGUAAAUAUUCAAUCACUUAUUGAAGAAACUUUACAAUCCAAAGACAACAUGGCUAAGAUACUUUCGAUUGCGUUAGAAAAACAAAAUAGCUACUCAAGCUCAGCUAUAAUGGCACUAAUUUGGAAAAGACUUAUGCAGCCAGACACUUUGUCCCGAGGAUGGGUCAUUGUAAACUUUCCUAAAUCCAAAAACGAAUUGGAAAUUUUAUUGAAGAAGUUCCAAACUCCACCGAAUAGGAUUUUAAUUUUGCAUUGUAGCAAAAGAAUAGCCUUGCGAAGGCUGGUUAAACAAUGGGAGACAUCAAACACUAAAAUCAAACUUAAAAAUACCAUCACCUGUGUCGAAAAGGAGUUUGCGGAAUAUGAUAAAAAUAUCUCAAGCAUUUACUUUUACCUUAAAUCGGCAGAUAUACAAAUUGUACAUGUUAACGGGAAAGAAAGCAGGGAUUUUGUAAAAAAUAAAGUAUUUGCGUUAUUGGAACGUAAAUAUUGAAAAAUGUACAUUUAAAAGCACCACUAAGGUCAAAAUUGAAAGUUAAAAUUUGACUGUGUAAUGCAUUUAACCAAAUCAAUAGAGCAGCAAUAGGUAUUGUCUUUCAUUUUGUAAACUUUGCUUCCUUAUGUUUCAUGUCUUGAAAUUACAAAAAUAAAUAAGUUACUACAUAUUUUAAUCUACU